This is a messenger RNA of Striga asiatica, 357 nucleotides long. The record is from the annotation of a GenBank genome assembly. NCBI's taxonomy places the organism in Eukaryota, Viridiplantae, Streptophyta, Magnoliopsida, Lamiales, Orobanchaceae.
AUGGCGUCGGCGUUGAGAUCCAGCAUUCUCCGCCACUUUCGGGUCCAGCUACCGGAGCCGCUCAACCUAAACGGAUCCCGUUUAUUCGCCUUCCGUUCAAUGUCAUCCCACGGAGACGAUCACCUCGACAAACAGGAGGUGGUGGACCGGGUUCUUGAUGUCGUUAAAACCUUUCCCAAAGUCGACCCAUCCAAGGCCUAUGAGGGUGGUGCACUGGUUCAGGGGAUUUACCUGAAUAGAGGCUGUGCAGAAAUUGGAUUUGGUGCUCGGGUCUUUUUUGUGCAUGCGGAGGUUUUGGCGGUCGAGUUACCAGAUGUGACUUGGAUGAUGAUCAGGGAUGAGAGGAAGGGAAAAUGA